AUGGAUCCUGGUCGUGGUCGAGGUCGAGGUCGCGGUCGCAGCCCCGGAGGAGGCGACCAUCCGGGUUCCAGGGGGAAAUCUUCGCGUCCCUCUUCUCAUUCUUCUCACCGUCACCGUCCUCUUGGAGCAGAUGGGUCUUCUUCUGAUGAGAAACCUUUUAGCAGUAGGGAUGCAAUGUCGCAGAACAGAAAAAGAAACUCGCUGCAGAACCCACGAGGAGGGUUUUCAAGGUAUCCCGGUAGGGGAACUCCUCUGGGUUGUGUUUACCGCCCAAAGACACCAUUAGGAAACGGACUUUCUAUUGCUGAUGAUGUGGAAGAACCAAACAAGUCAUUAGAAGAUAGCAUGUCUAGUACGGAAAGGCUCCUGCCCAUCCAUACUGCUCCCAGUUGCAGCAGUAUUGGAUCAAAUCAAUCAGAUUGUUCUGUGGCUUCAAAUUCAGUUAAUGAGGGUGAUUCUGCAUUGAUGCCAGCUAUCUCAGGUUCUCUGGAUAUGCAGCCUGAUACUACUAGCAUUCGGCUGGAAGAGGAGGCAAGGGAUGGUGCAGCAAACCUUGAUUUCUCUGAUAAACUGAAUAUUGUCCCAUUGCAAAAUCAGACUGAGCCUCACCUGCCAUUUCAAGCUGGUGUUAAUGACCAGCUUUCACAAGAAAAAUGUUCCAAUAAUGCUGCAUCUGGUGGGGAUUCAGAGCAACAGGCAGUGUUUAAGCCUUUUGAUAUUUGCUUGCCCAAUACUGGAACUACUUUCAAGCUGAAACCUUCUUUGCUUGUGAAGAAUAGAGAAAAGAGAAACGAAGUCAGGUGUGCUAAAAACGAGGUACAAGGAGAAAUACUAAGAUCUGGGAUGGUUUUACUAAAGAAUUACUUACGCCUUGAUGAUCAGAAAAAAAUAGUAAAGCUAUGCCGAGACAUUGGUCUGGGUCCUGGAGGUUUCUACCAACCAAUUUACCGUGAUGGUGGAAGAAUGCACCUGAAAAUGAUGUCCCUUGGUAAAAGUUGGAACCCUGAUAGAAGUGAGUAUGUAGAGCAUCGGCCCAUUGAUGGUGCUGCAGCACCCACUUUUCCUAGUGAAUUUUAUCCGCUGGUUGAGAGAGCAAUCAAAGCUUCCCGUGUUCUUAUAGAAAGAAAUGAUAAAUCUACAUGUGCUGAAGACAUUCUGCCAUCAUUGUCACCAAAUAUCUGUGUUGUAAACUUUUACUCACAAAGUGGGCGGCUCGGUCUUCAUCAGGAUAAAGAUGAAAGUCAAGACAGUCUUCGCAAAGGAUUACCAGUGGUUUCCUUUUCCAUAGGAGAUGCAGGAGACUUCCUAUUUGGUGAUCAGAGGGAUGUUGAGAAGGCAAAAAAUGUUUUGCUGGAAUCCGGAGAUGUUCUUGUCUUUGGUGGGAAGUCUCGGCAUAUUUUUCAUGGGAAUGUAGGGCCUCGUGGAAUGGAACAUUGCGACUUGCAAGAGCUGGAGAGGGCGAGCCAUGCUGGAGAAGCAGGGCACAUGCUAAAUCUAUCAGCAUGA
Molecule: messenger RNA, 1506 nt
Organism: Dovyalis caffra
Lineage: Eukaryota; Viridiplantae; Streptophyta; Magnoliopsida; Malpighiales; Salicaceae
Source: the annotation of a GenBank genome assembly